AUGGCCAACUCCCCGACUAGUAUAGAAACACAAAUAGACAGUUUCUUAGAACAAUUUAAGAGAAGUGCUUCAAAGGCCAUGGAGGAAAAGAUGGAGUGGCCUGAUGGACCGUCACCAGGUGUAGUUAAAUCCCGCAGUAGCUGCUUCGCCCUGGACGCAGCAGCUGGUUACGUGGAGCGGAGAAUGUCGUACGAAAAAAUGGAAGUAGUGAAUACUGCUGAAAAAGAGGCUAGUGAGGUGCUGCACUCGCUUCUUUCGGUGGAGCGCCGGAGCGUAGACAGCAAGGAGGCCAUCAUCGUGUCCAUACCGUCGGACCAGAAUGGCGGCGGCGAGUAUGGUGAGAAUGCUCAGUGGCACACACCAGUAAUGGGCCAACACUCAGUCUUUGAGAUAGGCUCUCAAAAUAUGCAACAACACAAUUACAAUGGUCACCAGGAACAGGUUUUGUGGCAGGGACAUACCAUACAAGUAGAAAAUGGGGGCAAUUUGCAGGCUUUACCUGGCACUUACAGCAUUGAAUUUGAGUCCCAUGUGGAGGGAGAGACACCGGAUAUGGAAGUUGAUACUAAACCAAAAGUUGAGAAGAAAACUGUAAAUAAAAAAAAGAAAAAAGCAGAAUCUGAUAGUGAUGAAGAGGUUCUUGACAAUAAGUUAGAAGAUAAUCCUACACAGGUCAAAGAAAGACUGAAGAGAGGUUGCGAUUGUAAGGAUAAUUGUUAUCGAGGUCUCAAUCCAGAAGCAGUCUACAGGCACAGACUGAACAUUGCUGAAUUGACCAAAAGUGAACAUGACAUGUAUUUGAUGGGUAUCACUAUGGCGAGCUUAGCAAAUCCAGCUGAGACAUCUCGGCAUAAAGUUAGAAGGAGAUUGAGGGCUUGCUAUGUGUAUCAAGGGAGAAAGGUGUGCCUAGAGGCUUUUUUAUAUCUUGAAAAUGUAACACACUACCAAUUAAAGAGGAUCAGGCAACAUGUAAUGACCCAUGGCGUUGCUCCCCGUAUUCAUGGCAAUGUUGGUAAGAAGCCAUACAAUACAUUUACUCUAGAUAUUUACAAACAUGCCACUAAUUUCUUAAAGGAAUAUUUAAAGCAACAUGCAAGUUCUCCUAAAGAUGUUCAACCUUCAGGAGAAAGUGGCAAAAAGGCUAGUAAGACUGUUAUAAUUCAAGGAGAUUCACGGAAACAUUUAUUCGAAGCUUACAAAGAGUAUGGGGAGAUAUUAGAACCAGGUGUGAAACUUAUGGGUUACUCCACUUUCCGUGCUUUCAUGAAGGAUCAAUUUCCUCAUGUCAAAUUUGCAACUAAAAAACAAGAUAUACCAAAAGACUUGGUGCCAUUCCGGAGUGGGAAAUGUAUGUCUUAUGAUAAAAAUAAGGAUCCUAUUCGGAUACAACAAGAAAAAGAAAAAGCAGAAGCAAAGAAGGCAGCUAUGGAAGCUAAAAAGAAGGAAGAUCAUGAGAGAGAGCAACAUGCACAACAGCAGGCUCAGCAGCAACAACAGCAGCAACAGCAACAACAACAGCAACAACAACAACAGGUGCAGCAACAACAACAGCAACAGCAAGUACAACAAGUACAAGUUCAACAACACCAGCAGAUGCAAAACCAGGCUCAUGUUGUUAUACACCAGCAGCAGCCUCAACAACAAGCACAAAUGCAACAACAGAUGUUGGUACCACAAGUCAGCCAACACCAACAAGUUCUCACACAACAAGUUGGUGGGGUACAACAAGUUACACAACAGCACUGUGUUCAACCUUUGGGAGUGUCUGAGGAAGGUGGUCAGCAGGUAGAAAUGGCUCAGCAAGUUAUACCAUUGGCUGUGGUUCAACAACCACAACAGGCUUAUAUAGUCACUCCAGUGUCACAUUUCCAGACUCGUGUACAAGGGGCUUGGUAUAGACAUUGA
Molecule: messenger RNA, 1905 nt
Organism: Arctia plantaginis
Lineage: Eukaryota; Metazoa; Arthropoda; Insecta; Lepidoptera; Erebidae
Source: the annotation of a GenBank genome assembly